AUGGCUCAGAGUAGAGUUGGGGAGCUUCCAGACCCCCUGAGCAGUGUUCCUGACUGUGAUGUGGUGGUCCGGGCCGGCUUGGAUCCAGUGCUGACUGCAGACCACCGGGUUCUGCUGAGUCUGCAGGCCCUGGAGAAAUCCUGUCCUGUGCACUCCUACUUUGGCACCAUUCAGACUGACAUAGAGCCCUACAUGAGGAGAAUUGUGGCUGUGUGGAUAUUCCAGGUGUGUGAGGAGCAGAAAUGUGAAGAAGAGGUGUUUCCUUUGGCAGUGCAUUUUAUGGACAGAUACCUGGGUCUUUUUCCAGUCAAAAAGUGCAGACUUCAGCUUUUGGGAGCUGCGUGCAUGUUCAUGGCCUCCAAAAUGAGAGAGACUGUCCCUUUAACAGCCAGCAACCUCCGCAUCUACACGGACAACUCUGUGUCUGUCUCGGAAAUCCUGCACUGGGAGGCAGUGGUCGUGUCCCGUUUGGACUGGGCCUUAGCCUCAGUCAUUCCUUCGGAUUUCCUGGAGCCAAUUCUUCUCACUCUUGCCUUCGUUCAGCCCCAACAUCUCUCCACCGUGCGCCGGCAUGUCCACGCCUACAUCUCUCUAGCAGUUAUUGAUGGCGCAUAUCUAGAUUUUCUUCCAUCCACUAUUGCCUGUGCGUGUGUGACUGUGGCUGUGGAGAAGAUGGACUUAGGUGUCUCCACUGAAGUCAUGAUGAAAUCUUUGGGGAACACUUUGACCACAGACCUUGCCUCAAUGGUUCGCUGCUUUGACCAUCUGAAGUACAUCUUAAGUCACAGCCUGCAAUGUGGAGCCAAUGUUAUUGAAUCUAAACAUGUGCCAUAG
This is a messenger RNA of Knipowitschia caucasica, 834 nucleotides long. NCBI's taxonomy places the organism in Eukaryota, Metazoa, Chordata, Actinopteri, Gobiiformes, Gobiidae. The record is from the annotation of a GenBank genome assembly.